This is a messenger RNA of Vollenhovia emeryi, 2319 nucleotides long. RefSeq lists its product as uncharacterized. Lineage: Eukaryota; Metazoa; Arthropoda; Insecta; Hymenoptera; Formicidae. The record is from RefSeq and is a predicted model, not a curated record. Bases 958 to 1683 code for a protein of 241 amino acids. Gene Ontology annotation, biological process: DNA integration. The transcript has a single exon. Gene Ontology annotation, molecular function: nucleic acid binding.
GUCUCGAGGCUUAUAUCCUCGUGACCUAGUCGCAUCGUCUAUGUGGUGGCAUGGCCCCACCUUUUUACAGUUACACGAAAAUCAUUGGCCAUCGGGAAGUUUUGCAUGCUCAAGCGAUGACCUGCCCGAGCAAAGGAAAAUAGCAGCGACAGUCGUCAAGCCUGAGCAGUGCAUAGUCAACGAACUACUCAACAAAUAUUCUGGGCUAAGCAAAAUCCUGCGGAUUGUGGCAUAUUGCAGAAGGAUGCUUAGGAAACAACCCAUUGCACCAACCAAUGUAAUUUCUUCGGUUGAAAUCUCGCUCGCAAUGGAAGCGGUUUGCCGAGCGGUGCAAAAACAAGUUUUCCCCAAUGAAUACGCGGCAUUAAAACGGGGAACCAAUAUCAAUACGAGCAGCCGUUUGUUAUCGUUAUCGCCAUUUAUAGAUAAAAAUGAUCUAAUUCGAGUAGAGGGUAGGCUCAAAAAUUCGGACUUAGAUUUCUGUGUGCGCCACCCCAUUCUGUUGCCACGCAACCACGACUUAACCCGAAAAUUAAUAAGACACGAACACAUUCGCAACAAGCACGCCGGAACGCAGGGUACUGCCAUGGCUUUCGUCAGGCAACGAUUCUGGCCGCUAUCAUUGAGAUCUGCCACUCGCAAGAUAAUACAAGAAUGCAUAGUUUGUUUUCGAGCAAAACCGUGAGGUUCCGAGGCUUUAAUGGGAUCGUUGCCCGCCGGGCGUGUUAACCCCUCUAGGCCAUUCCCGCAUUGUGGGGUGGAUUAUGCCGGACCGGUCAUUCUUCGCGAGGGAAGCAGACGCAACGCACGAAAUCAUAAGGCUUACAUAGCCAUUUUUGUGUGUUUCGCCACAAAGGCCGCGCACAUCGAGGUCGUAAGUGAUCUGACAACAGACUGUUUUAGUGUUUUCUCGGCGCUUUCAAGCGCUUCAUCGCGCGAAGAGGGAGGCCGACUCACAUGUACUCGGACAACGGGACCACUUUCGUCGGGGCAAAAAAGCAAAUUAAAGAAUUAUACGAAUUUCACAAUAAGCAAGAAACGCAAGCCGAUUUCAAUCAAUUCUGUACUAACGAGGUCAUUACCUGGGGGUUUAUCCCGCCUAACGCUCCUCAUUUUGGCGGUUUGUGGGAGGCGGCGGUAAAAUCCGCCAAGUACCACUUGUCUAGAAUCGUGGGCCAAGCCCAUUUAACGUAUGAGGAACUGCAGACCGUAUUGUCUGAAAUCGAAGCCGUACUAAAUUCGCGCCCUAUCACACCAUUGAGCGAGGACCCAAACGAUUUAUCUUAUUUAACUCCGGGUCACUUUCUGAUUGGCACAGCACUAAAUAGUUUUCCUUACAGAGAUCUCAGUGAAAUCAAUGUAAACAGGCUGCUACGCCGGCAGCGGGUAGAGCAGCUUAGACAGCAAUUUUGGCGCAGGUGGAGUAGCGAGUACUUAAGUUCGUUGCAGGAAAGAUCGAAAUGGAGGCAGAAUUCGGGCAUCCAAUUACGUCCCAAUCAACUCGUGCUCGUGAAGCAACAAAACCUAGCUCCCCUACAAUGGACAUUAGGUCGCGUUGUGGAAAUCCAUCCCGGAUCCGACAACAUCGCAAGAACCGCAACAGUAAAAACCGUUAAGGGUACCUACACAAGGCCCUUGUCGAAGCUCGCGAUACUGCCUUUGGAAACCCCAACGACAGACUAAUUAGAAUAACAGUCAUGCGUAAUAGUUUGUAAUGCGAAUAUUUAGUUAUUGUUAGAUAUCCUAAGUUUUUUUUUGCGUCAUAGGUACAAUUGUGUUACUGAGUCAUACAUGUACGUAUCUUAAGGCUCUCCCAUUUCGUUUUCUUUCUAUUUUUUUUGUUUUGUUCAUCUUGAAAGUGUAUUCUUUCAAGGGGGGCGGCGUGUUCCGUAUUCACUAUAAUAGUUUUAUGUAUCCCUUAAUUCAAAUCGCCCGCUUGUAGUUAUGUCCACGCGUUCUCCUGAGCGCCCUUCCGCGCGAGUGGUUCCGGCGACACCGCCGCCAGCAUGAUGGCGUUGUGCGUACCCUUUGCCCCCAAAAUUAACAAAGGAAGGAGAGCUCUCAGAGUAGUCAGUCGUCGUUAUCGUCGUUACCGAACCACAUCAGCGUGCGCUACGCAUAAGAACUGCCCUUGUAACCGAGUCACCAAAUAAAGGCUAGUGCGAGAGAAGACAUCUUCUCGUCCGUAUAUUGUGAAGUAAUUAUUCCACCAGUAUAUACGGCGGGUACAUGCCCGACAAUUCCGCAAAUCUAUCGUACAGAUAAUAUUAUUCUAAAAAUGUCAAAUUUUGUGCCAAGUAAAGAGUACAUUAUGAGAUA